Macadamia integrifolia is the source of this 1091-nucleotide messenger RNA. RefSeq names its product diaminopimelate epimerase, chloroplastic-like. Gene Ontology annotation, molecular function: diaminopimelate epimerase activity. The transcript is spliced from 5 exons. Gene Ontology annotation, cellular component: cytosol; cytoplasm. The record is from RefSeq and is a predicted model, not a curated record. The coding region runs from base 195 to 1076 and encodes 293 amino acids. Lineage: Eukaryota; Viridiplantae; Streptophyta; Magnoliopsida; Proteales; Proteaceae.
CUAGAAACCCUAGGACGGGUUUACAGCCUGGUCCCCCGCCGAUCACUGCUACUACUUGGAAGUUCGUAGUGUCGGAAGUCCAGGAAGGAAGGCACUUGUUAGUAAAGCUGGUGAAUACUGAAUAUAAAGCUGGAGAAUACUGAAUAAGUACCCUAGAAAAGCUAUAACACAUCAGCCACUACCGGCGGCGAACCAUGGCCAUGACGGCUUCCAUUUCCGUACCUCCUCGUACCUCGUCGGUUCGCCUUUCGUUCUUGCCCGCCAAGGCUUUUCAUGCUUCCUUUCGACUGAACUAUUUCAAUUCACCAACUAUCAUUCGGAACCCCAUUCUUCGUAUUUCGGCCUCUUCCAUAAGCAUCGAAGCUGCUCCCGAAAAUUUCUCUAAACAGUCUUUUUUGGAUCGCAGGGAAAGUGGGUUUCUCCAUUUUGUCAAAUACCAUGGCCUUGGGAACGAUUUCAUCUUGGUUGAUAAUCGAGAUACUUUGGAGCCUAAGGUUACUCCUGAGCAAGCUGUGAAGCUCUGCGAUCGUAACUUUGGCAUUGGUGCCGACGGAGUCAUAUUCGCAAUGCCUGGAAUUGACGGGACUGACUACUCCAUGAGGAUUUUCAAUUCCGAUGGUAGCGAGCCUGAGAUGUGUGGUAAUGGAGUGCGAUGCUUUGCCAGAUUCAUUGCUGAACUAGAUAAUAUAAAAGGAAAACACAGUUUUACUGUACACACUGGUGCUGGUCUAAUUGUUCCUGAAAUUCAAGAUGGUGGUAAGGUUAGAGUUGAUAUGGGUCAGCCAAUACUUAAUCCAUCUGAUGUGCCUACUAAAUUACCAGCAAACAAGGAUCAAGCAGUUAUCGGAUCAGAACUAGAAGCCAAUGGAUUAACCUGGAACGUGACUUGUGUUAGCAUGGGAAACCCACAUUGUGUAACUUUUGGAACAAAAGAAAGCCAGGUAUUUCUUCUAGAGUACCAAGAUGAUAUUGUGCUUAUUGUUGAAUUAAGCCGAUUUUUUUUUAUGUUGUUUUCUUUGAAAGUGCAUCUUUUACAUUAUUUUCUUUUCUCUUCCUGUCUAGAAAUAGUAGUCUGAUUAUAUGGAAGCUGU